Molecule: messenger RNA, 3079 nt
Organism: Lathyrus oleraceus (garden pea)
Lineage: Eukaryota; Viridiplantae; Streptophyta; Magnoliopsida; Fabales; Fabaceae
Product: zinc finger BED domain-containing protein RICESLEEPER 1-like
Exons: 10
Coding region: 1-2160 (719 amino acids)
Molecular function (GO): DNA binding; protein dimerization activity
Source: RefSeq, a predicted model, not a curated record
AUGGAGCGCGGCAAAAGUAGCUUGCAAGGAGUUGGAGUUCCUAGCUUGCAAGGAGUUGGAGUUCCUAGCGGAGUUGUAGAUCAAGGAGUGAGUCAAGGAGCAGCUGCUGGUACUGCACUCCCUCCACUUCGAAAAAGGAAACUUAAUGCUAGUGGUAGUAGAAAAACUUCUAUGGUUUGGGAAGAGUUUAACAUUUUACCGGAUGAGCCUGAACCUAUAGCCGCGUGUAAACACUGUCAUAAAAGGUACCGAUGUGACCCUAAAACACAUGGUACUUCUAACAUGCUAGCUCACUCGAAAGUGUGUUACAAAAACCCUGCCCUUUUGUUGAAAGACCCCAAUCAGACAAACCUUGUAAGCGGCGAGGGUGGGUUUUUAGUUCCAACUAGUCAAAGGUUUAAUGUUGCAGCCUGUAGGAAGGCCAUUAAUACCUUUGUUAUCCUUGAUGAACAUUCCUUUAGAGUGGUUGAGGGUGUUGGUUUUAAGCAAAUGUGUAAACAAUUGCAACCCCAAAUGGCUAUCCCUACUAGGAGGACCGUUGCUAGGGAUUGUUUUCAGCUUUACCUAGCUGAAAAGUCACGUCUUAAAGCCUUUUUUAAAUCUGAUUGUACUAGGGUUGCACUAACCACAGACUGUUGGACUUCGAUACAAAACCUUAGUUAUAUGGCCACCACUGCACACUUCAUUGACACUGCUUGGAAGUACCAAAAAAAAAUUAUUAGUUUCUCUUUAGUUCCAAAUCACAAAGGUGAUACCAUUGGCAUGAAAGUCGAGGACGUUUUGAGGGAAUGGGGGCUUAGGAAAGUGUCUACAAUUACCCUGGAUAACGCAACAGCAAAUGAUGUGGUUGUGAGUUAUUUGGAUAGAAGACUUAAGAGCAAGAAUGCUUUACUGGGUGUAGGUGAUUAUUUGCAUAUGAGGUGUGCUGCCCAUGUCUUGAACUUGGUAGUGAGAGAUGGUGAAAAAGAACAUGAAGGGUCUAUUGAAUCAGUUCGCACUGCUGUUAGGUUUGUAAGGUCUUCUCCACAAAGAGCUAUGAAGUUUAAGGAGUGUGUUGAACUUGCGGGCAUAACUUGUAAAAAAAAACUUUGUCUUGAUGUUUCUACAAGGUGGAAUUCCACUUACCUAAUGUUGGAUGCUGCUGAAAAGUUUGAAGCUGCAUUUGACAAUAUGAUUGAUGAGGAUCCUGGAUACAUCGAAUAUUUUGACCUCCUUACCGGUCCACCCGGUUCUCAGGAUUGGAAAAAAGUUAGGGCUUUUGUGGUUUUCUUACAAACCUUCUAUGAGGCAACCAAAGUGUUUUCAACUUCGCAAGAAGUGUCCUUGCAUUUAGCUUUUCAUAACUUGUCUUCAAUUUUGUGUGAGCUUCAAGAAGCUUCAUUUAACUUGAAUUCUUAUGUGGCUCCAAUGAUUUCACAUAUGAAGGUUAAAUAUGAUAAGUAUUGGGGGGAUGUGGGAAAAGUGAAUCAUUUUCUUUACUAUGGAGUGAUCUUUGAUCCUAGGUUUAAGUUUAACUAUAUUGAGUGGUCUUUUAAUGAUAUGUAUGGGCAUUCUAGUGACCUUGCCAAGAAAAAUAUUGAAUGUGUCAAAACUAGUUUGUUUAAACUAUAUAAUUGGCAUAAAUCUGAUCAUGAUAAGAAUGUUGGGGCUAGUCCUUUAAGUGCACCAGGGAGCACUUCCCUUGGAGAAGCAUCUUCCCAACCAAAAGAACCAUCACCUUUUACAAGGGCUAAUGCUUUUAAGAAACAUCUGAAGGAAAAAGACACAAUUGAAAAUGAAAAUGAACUAGAGAAGUACUUAGGUAACCCUUGUUGCGGGGAGGGGGAAAAUUUUAGUAUUCUUAAUUGGUGGAAGGAAAAUUGCACCCGUUAUCCUAUAUUAGCAACCUUGGUUCGGGAUGUGUUGGCAACACCUGUUUCUAGUGUAGCCUCAGAAAGUGCUUUUAGCACGGGGGGGAGGAUUUUAAAUAUCUAUAGGAGCUCUUUGAGUCCAGAUAUGGUCGAAGCGCUUAUAUGUACUCAAAACUGGUUGAAGCCUUCUGACAAUGAUCUAAAUGUCCUUAAUAUGACUGAAGAAUAUGAGAUUAGUGAAUCAAUUGUUUCAGAGUUUCAAGUAGCUACUGGUGGAGCAGCUGCUCCUACACAGGCUGGGCCUGUUUAAUUCUCGCCUAGCUGUGAAUUUUUGAAUAUUUUGGAGUCACUUUGUGAUUCAAUAAGACAAGCCUUUCUUUUUUGGAGUCAUUUUUUGAAACUAAGGAUGGAACCGUUUCAGUAGCUACUGCGUUUGCUGGUCAUCAGGAAGAUUGUUGUUAUUUCAUAUUGCUGUUGUUAUGAGAAUCAUGACUCAGAAACUUUUUGGGCAGACUUUUUGGGCAGCCACUGCUGCUAGUUUCAUAACAAUUCAGUGUUCGAAAUGUUACAUUUUUUUGACUUGGGGAUUAACAAAUCUAUAUUCAUUAAGCCCAAGACAUUUCACCUUACAGUACUAAUGCUUAAGCUGUGGAAUAAAGACAGAGUGGGGCAUAUCAAGAGGAGACUGAAUAGCUCAAGCUUCUUGCUGAAUGGAAGAGAAAGAAAGGUGGAUUCAGAGCUACCAUGUUUGUUUUUGGAAACUUGGUGGCGGCUCAAGUUGCGACAGAAAUCGGUUGGAGCGAGUUUGCGAUUUCAAUGUUUUCACUAGGAAUGGUACAUUAUUUGCAGGUCAGGACUGUUCAAGAAAACUAUAAAAAGAAAGCUGCAAUAAAGAAGAUGGACAUGAAAGCAUCAAAAGAAUUUUUUGCCGAGCUUAAGGUGUUAACGCGUGUUCAUCACUUGAACUUGGUAAGGUUGAUUGGAUAUUGCAUUGAAGGUUGAUUGGAUAUUGCAUUGCCGGAAUGGACUUGUCUCUUACAAUAUUGAAAAAUGCACACACUGCUAGAGAACUAAAAUGCACGCCAAAAUUGGACUAUACUUUUGAAUUAGUAACUCCUGCAACUGCACAGCCUUGGUUUUUCACAAGUCUCACCGAUGUAUUGGACGUUGAUUCACAUGUAAUCUUUUCCAUCGAUCUUUUGUAUUUACUUUAAUCCACUUAAUCUAUU